GAGGGGGAGGGAGGGAGGCGCCGCCGCCGCCGCUUCUCCGUGUGCCUCUUCUUCUCCUCCUUCCUCGCCUUUUUCGGGGAGUCUGCUCCGUGCAAAAGACGCGCGACGAUGGCGGGUCUGCUCCUGGUCCUGCCGCUGCUCCUUUUCCGGGGCAGCCUGGGCUCCAACCGGCACGCCGUCCAUUGGAACAGCUCCAACCCGCACCUCCGCCGGGAGGGCUACACGGUGACGGUGCAGGUGAACGACUACCUGGACGUGUACUGUCCGCACUACAACUCCUCCCCGUCCUCGUCCUCGUCCUCGGAGGGCCGCCCGGAGCAGUACGUGCUGUACAUGGUCAGCCGGGAGGGCUACCGCUCCUGCAACACCAGCCAGGGCUUCAAGCGCUGGGAGUGCAACCGGCCCCCCCAUGGACCCCCCCACAGCCCCAUCAAGUUCUCCGAGAAGUUCCAGCGCUACAGCGCCUUCUCCCUCGGAUACGAGUUCCACGCCGGGCACGAGUACUACUACAUCUCCACGCCCACGCACAACCACCGCCGCUCCUGCCUCCGCAUGAAGGUCUUCGUCUGCUGCGCCUCCCACAACUUCAACCCGGAGAUGCCCAAGCUGGAGAAGAGCAUCAGCGGGACCAGCCCCAAGCGGGAACACUUGCCGCUGGCCGUGGCCGCCGCCUUCUUCCUCAUGACGCUGCUGGCCUCCUAGCCCUUCGCCGGACCGACGGGACGGGCCUGGCCGGAGCGGGACCGGGGCCCCUGGACACUUGACCACCCCCCCCAAAAAAAGGAACCCUUGCAGCUGCUUCGGCCUCCCCUUCCGCCACCUUCACGCGGGAACUACGUCUCUCUUCUCUCUUGUACUUGGGGGAACUACGUCUCUUUUCCCAACACCGUCCGGCCGUCGGGACCGUGGGACAUGAGGAAACUACAUAUCUCUCUCCCCACCACUGGGACCCUGGUGCUUGAGGAAACUACAUAUCUCCCUUUCCAUUGGAACCCUGGUACUUGGGAAAACUACAUCUCCCCACCCUUGGGACCCUGGUACUUGAGGAAACUACAUAUCUCCCUUUCCAUUGGAACCCUGGUACUUGGGAAAACUACAUCUCCCCACCACUGGGACCCUGGUGCUUGAGGAAACUACAUAUCUCCUUUUCCAUUGGAAGCCUGGUACUUGGGAAAACUACAUCUCCCCACCCUUGGGACCCUGGUACUUGAGGAAACUACAUAUCUCCUUUUUCACCCUCAGGACCCAGGUACUUGGAGAAACUACAUCUACCCUCCCCACCACCACCAUUGGGACCCUGGCACUUGAGGAAACUACAUCUCUCUUUUUUGCCACCAUCGGGA
Anolis carolinensis (green anole) is the source of this 1343-nucleotide messenger RNA. RefSeq names its product ephrin-A3-like. The transcript is spliced from 4 exons. Gene Ontology annotation, molecular function: ephrin receptor binding. The record is from RefSeq and is a predicted model, not a curated record. Gene Ontology annotation, biological process: axon guidance; ephrin receptor signaling pathway. Lineage: Eukaryota; Metazoa; Chordata; Lepidosauria; Squamata; Anolidae. The coding region runs from base 109 to 702 and encodes 197 amino acids. Gene Ontology annotation, cellular component: plasma membrane.